Molecule: messenger RNA, 1658 nt
Organism: Bacillus rossius redtenbacheri
Lineage: Eukaryota; Metazoa; Arthropoda; Insecta; Phasmatodea; Bacillidae
Product: mitochondrial genome maintenance exonuclease 1-like
Exons: 4
Coding region: 249-1541 (430 amino acids)
Biological process (GO): mitochondrial DNA replication
Cellular component (GO): mitochondrion
Molecular function (GO): single-stranded DNA exodeoxyribonuclease activity
Source: RefSeq, a predicted model, not a curated record
AGAAGAGAGAAAAAAUUGAACAACUCUGUUGUUUAUUUUUCGAAUACAGAAUAACAGAAUACAGUUAGGUUAUAACCGUAGUUGGGUUAUAAAUACAGUUGAAAAGUGUGAUAGAGAUUGGUGUUACAUGAAAAUAUGUAAUGCUGGGACUUUUCAGAGAGAAGAAAAUUAUUAUUAUUUUUUAUAUUUUUUAGUUAAAUGGUGUUGGUCUAAGGUACCAACUACCAAUAGUACCUGCAUUUUUAUAAAUGUCAAUGCAUUUUAAAGCCGGGUUCCAGAUAUUCAGUAGGCCUGGAAUUGAUAAUCUUUUUGCAAAACAUAAGCAUGAUUUAUACAGAUCCAUUUCAACUAAAACCAAAAGUGGUGCAGUCAUUAAAAAAUUAAAUAAACAGAACAAAAGCUUAUUUGGCGAGCUUCUUGAAACUAGAUCAGAGAGAAGAAAAAGGAUUACGAGAAGUGCAACUGAUGUUGGUGGCAAUAUAAAAUUAAGCAAUCAUGAUAGGUCAUCUGAAAUACAUUGGCUUGAUAGACUCAACUCACAUACGAGUAGAAAUCAGUCAGAUUUUAAAUCAAAACUUUCAUUAAAUCCUGAGAAUAAAAUUUUUAAACAAGAAAUUUCAGCAGAUGUAGCCACUAAUAAUGGUGAUAAAUAUUUGGGUGGCAAGAUUCCUGGUGAGACAAAUACUGAAAUUUUAGGCAACGCAGAAGAUUCUCUUGUUAGUGAACAAAAUAUUUGUAGGCCUCAAGAACUUAUUUUUCAGCUUCCUGAAAUAAUUGUUCGUAACAUACCUUUUUUUCCUCUUCAAAAUGAUAAGAAACAGGUACAAGAACCAUCAGAAAAACAGCUUUUCGGUGAUAUUUUAACUGUAUCGCAUAGUGAAGUAGAUAAAGAAAGCCUUGUGUAUCCUUCUGUAAGCAAGGUUUUAAAUGCUACUAUGUCAGAAAGCUCUAGAAUUGCUCUUAUGCGAUGGAGACAAAAAAUGAUUGCAGAGCUAGGGCAAGAUGAAUUUUUGAAAUACUAUAGAGACCUGCUCGCGAAGGGCAGUCUCUUCCAUGCGACCGUCCAGAGGUUCCUGGCCCGGCCGCCCGAAGAGGAGCUCCGGCCAGACCCAGACGUCGAAGGCUGCUGGCACAGCCUGGCCGGUGUGAUGCCGAACAUCAGCAGGGUUUACGCGCUGGAGAGCCACGUGGUGCACUCUCGGCUCAAGUACCGCGGCGUCAUCGACUGUGUGGCCAAGUACCAGGACAAGCCUGUCCUGAUUGAGUGGAAGAAGUCGGACACGCAAAAGGCUGAAAUCAGGAAGACGUAUGAUGCACCGAUGCAGUUAGUGGCCUACCUGGGUGCCAUGAACUAUGAUGAGCGGUACACUUUUAAGGUGAAAGGAGGGCUGGUGGUGGUGGCUUACAGCGACGGCUCGCCGGCCCACGUGUUCCCGCUGAGCGCCGUGGACUGCAGCAUGUACUGGCGGCUGUGGCUCGCCCGGGUCCAGCAGUAUUGGCAGCUGCCCGUCGAAACUCGCUCCAGCUCGACCCAGAUCUGACUGCUUCCGUGCACACUGUGUGUACUUUGUUUUAAUGAUGGCGGUGUUGAAUAAUGUUGUAUGUUUUAAUACACGGUGAAAACAAAACAAUUAGUUAAAUAUAUAUUUUACAAGUUA